CCUGUGACCUCCGAACUCACGGCCGCGGGGCGGGGUGGGGCGGGGAGGCCUUAGCUCGGGGCGGGCGGCGGCUGCUGCUGCAGCGGGACCCGGGAGCGGGGGGCCCGGCGCCGCCCGGGCCGCGGGGCGAUGUGAGCCCUAGUGUAUUCCAGAGAGAUCCAGGUGACUACUCUGCAGACUGCUUGUCACGAUGCUCCACCAGCAACAGGGAGAAUAAAGUGGGAGAUCCUUCCCCAUGCCUCUCCCAUGGUCAGCUCCCCAAUGGCCUGGGUGAGGGUGAAUUGGCUGCUCUGACACCAUGGGGAGCUGCUGCAGCUGCCUGAAUAGAGACAGCGUCCCAGACAACCACCCCACCAAGUUCAAGAAUGUGUUGGGGAUGAAGCGGGGGAUAUUUGCCUUCAAGUGCUCCCGGGCCGAGGAAAUCUUUAACCUCCUUCAGGACCUGAUGCAGUGCAACAGCAUCAGUGUGAUGGAAGAGCCAGUUAUCAUCACCCGCAACAGCCACCCAGCUGAGCUCGACCUCUCCAGGGCCCCCCAGACUCCCAAUGCUCUAGGCUACACCAUUUCUAGUUUCUCCAAUGGUUUCCCUGGUUGCCCAGGAGAGGGCCCACGAUUCUCAGCUCCCCGGCGCCCCUCAACAAGCAGCCUCCGACACCCCUCGCUUGGUGAAGAGUCCACCCAUGCCCUCAUCGCUCCUGAUGAGCAGUCCCACACCUACGUCAACACCCCAGCCAGUGAGGAUGACCAUCGCCGGAGUCGGCACUGCUUGCAGCCCCUGCCCGAGGGGCGAGUGCCCUUCCCUCCACAGACCCGGGCCCCUGACCAGCGGGACCCGCAGGUGUUCUUGCAGCCGGGCCAGGUGAAGUUUGUGUUGGGCCCAACCCCUGCUCGGAGGCACAUGAUGAAGUGCCAGGGCAUGUGCCCCAGCCUGCAUGACCCAUCCCACCACAACAAUAACAACGAGGGCCCUUCGGAGUGUCCAGCCCAGCCCAAGUGCACCUAUGAGAAUGUCAGUGCGAGCCUGCGUCGAGGGGCCGAUUGGAGACUGAGCCCGGAGGAGCCAGGCUGGAAUGGCCUCGCCCACCGCCGUGCAGCCUUCCUGCACUACGAAAACCUGCCCUCCCUGCCCCCUGUGUGGGAGAGUCAAACCCAGCAGUUGGGGGAGGAAGCCGGGGAUGACGGGGACUCCAGGGAUGGGCUUACACCCUCUUCCAAUGGCUUCCCCGAUGGUGAGGAGGACGAGACCCCCCUGCAGAAGCCCACCAGCAGCCGGGCUGCCCUCCGCAGCCACAGCAGUUUCCCUGUGCCACUCACCCGCCGCCGGGGCUCCCCGAGGGUCUUCAAUUUUGAUUUCCGCCGACCAGGCCCUGAGCCCCCAAGGCAGCUCAAUUACAUCCAAGUGGAGCUGAAGGGCUGGGGUGGCGACCGCGCCAAGGGGCCCCAGAACCUCUCAGCCCCCCAAAACCCUGUGUCCACCACAUACCCUACCCGCAGCUCAGACUCCUACGCCGUGAUUGACCUCAAAAAGACUGUGGCCAUGUCCAACCUGCAGAGGGCUCUGCCCCGAGAUGAUGGCACUACCAGGAAAACCCGGCACAACAGCACCGACCUGCCUCUGUAGGGACAGCCCUCCACCGGCCACGGCCUCUGCAUCGCGCUCCAGUGCUGCUCAGAGCCCGCACACCCCAGGCUCCAGGGCUGCUUCGCUGAAGGGCAUGGAGGUGAGACCAGAUGCUUCCCCCUCGCCGGCCGGCUGGAGUCCCCAAAGAUCUCAGCCACAGAGACUCCUGGUCUCUAGGGUGGGGAGGCAGAGGGUGAGCAGGUCUGGAGGGAGUCACCACGCCAACUGUGAAGGGUCCCCGCGACGGUAUUUAGCGACCUCCCAUCAUGUCCAUUUGUCUUUGUCUGUUGUCUGUCUGCGUGUUUUUUUGGUUGAGAUUUUGAAACAUUUUGUACCUGUUGAUUUUAUUUAUCAGUUUAUUUUUCUAUUUAUUGUUUUAAAUGUAACUUAACAUAUUUAUUAUUAAUAUAAUUAUUUUUAAAUUC
Messenger RNA from Erinaceus europaeus (western European hedgehog), 2046 nucleotides. RefSeq names its product fibroblast growth factor receptor substrate 3 (gene FRS3). Gene Ontology annotation, cellular component: cytoplasm. Bases 299 to 1621 code for a protein of 440 amino acids. The transcript has 7 exons. Lineage: Eukaryota; Metazoa; Chordata; Mammalia; Eulipotyphla; Erinaceidae. The record is from RefSeq and is a predicted model, not a curated record. Gene Ontology annotation, biological process: cell surface receptor protein tyrosine kinase signaling pathway.